AUGUCCGGAGACAACGAAGCUGAUUUGCUGAACACCACCGUCGACUCAAACCUUGGGAUCACCGAUCGUAAGGCAAUGAAAAAUCCAAACCCUAGGUUUUUUGCAGCAUCUCUCACAGAGAUCAUCGUUGGAUCACAGUUUUCCGGAAUGCUAUACACUCCGAAUGCACCGGUAUUUGUUAAAAUAAUUGGCAUCAAUGAAUCGGGACAUUCGGUUGGGAGUAAGGACCAACCACCAAGUUCAACCACUCACCAUCACAGAAGAUUCCGAUUUUCGGAUUCCAGUUGGUAUCUCAUCAAAGUAACACAUGGGAAAUACGAAUGGACAAUGAAGAAGACAAUAGCCGAAUUCGGCACAAUGAACAGUGCUGUUCGAAAUCAACUACGAGUUCGGGUUUUGCUUACCCUGGGACGUGGCAAACGAGUUCACGUCCCAUACUUUCCAUCAAAACUGGACAUUCUCUUCCGCGGGAAAAUGGCAGAACGAAAAGUAAGUCUUACCUAUUCACAAUGGAUUUUCCCCAUUAAGGGUAUCCUGGAAGAGUACCUCCAAGGCGUGAUGGCCUGUGAUAUAUUGAGAACAAUGGAUGCAGUCAUAAGAUUUUUCGAGAUAUCGCCAGUCUCCUUCCACGAGCGACUUGGUCUGACAAAGUGGAAAGAAGACUACGUGCACAAACUCAGCUCGAACAGGCUCCUACCGCUAUGUUGUACCAACAAAUUUUGUAGACAGUCAAGAUGGCUAGUGAUAAAAGAUACUUAUCUACUCUACCUAAAAAGAUCCGUCAAAACGGACCAAUCAGUUGAGGAGAUGGACAUUGAACGCUUCUUUCAAACUGGAGCCUUUAUGAAUAAAGUGAAGCGACAAUGGAGGUUUUGCAAAGUUCUACUCAUGGAUCAGUCGUUUGCCUUCAUUAGAAAGGUUGAAACUAAUGCGAGGAAUUACUACCUGAAGGUCUACAACACACAUGGGCGCUUGAUUUUCGCUUGCCAAAGUGAAUGGCAUCUACAGAACUGGGUCGACGAAUUGGCUACGGUGCUAAGUACAGAAGGAGCGCGAGAUUAUGUGGAUGAUCACCGUUUUGGUUCCUUUGCCCCUCCACGACCCAAUACACAUGUCACCGUUUUCAUUGAUGGUGCAUGCUAUAUGGAGGCGGUGGCCAAAGCAAUCGCACAAGCUAGGUAUGAAAUUUUCAUAACCGAUUGGUGCAUGAAUCCUGAAAUAUUUCUUCGACGCCCCGUCAAUUCGAACACAUGGAGACUGGACAAACUGCUGCAGGCCAAAGCUGAACAAGGCGUCUGCGUAUGCAUCAUGUUGUACAAUGGAAUCGAAGGUAUCGUCCCGUUCUCCAGCGUUCAAACGGCACGUUAUCUACACAGUCUUCAUCCAAAUAUCCACGUAUAUUUCUCGCCAGUACGCAUAAUGUUUUGGUCGCACCAUGAGAAAAUGGUUUCGGUUGAUCAGUCCGUGGUUUUUAUGGGUGGUAUUGAUCUUUGCUUUGGUCGCUGGGACACUGUGGACCAUCGGUUACAAGAUGUUCUCAAAACCAGCACUGUCGUGAAGCUGGAGCCUCCCUCCCCUAUAAGCUCCUUUAAAUACAUGGAUUCGGGAAAACAGCGAGUAUCACUAGGUACAGAUGCACCAAGGUAUAAAAGUCCGUCACAAAUCAAAUCAACACAAAAACGCAGAACCUCCAUCUGGCGUCUACCCAAACCCUUUAGUGGAAAAAACUUAACAGUCCAAGACCGCCGAGCACCUCGGUCCUCUCGUGCUCCGCUGGAUCAGGCAGAAUCUACUGAAGAUUCGGCAGUCCAUCGAAGAUUUACUCUCAUGUUUCAGCGGUUCGGAAAGAAAGUACAUGCCAUUUUUUCAAAGGCUGAUGCAAAACCGCACAGUGCAGAGGAUUAUGUGGAGCUGAAUGAAGACGCAGACUUGAAAUACCUGGAAGCUGAGUGGGGCUCACACCGCGAAGACUCCGGUGCUUACAACAACUUUGGUUUUGAAGGGGAAGAGGACGAACAAUUGGACGAAACUGAAAAAGCCGAGAUGGUCGAUCUGGAUCAACUGUGUGAACUGGGUACGCGGUGCACAUGGAUUGGACAAGACUACGUUAAUUGGAUGCUGGCGGAACCGUCACCAAAGCUGCACGCGGGAGCAGAUACUGUGGACCGCAUGAUAACGCCUCGGGUUCCUUGGCACGAUAUCGGAUGUGUUUUGUCCGGACGCAUUGCUGCCGACUUCUCGCGUCAUUUUAUCCAGCGAUGGAAUGCUAUUCGGGUACUGAGAGAUACUGUGGACCGCAUGAUAACGCCUCGGGUUCCUUGGCACGAUAUCGGAUGUGUUUUGUCCGGACGCAUUGCUGCCGACUUCUCGCGUCAUUUUAUCCAGCGAUGGAAUGCUAUUCGGACUAGCCGUAUCAAAACCACCACUAAAGGUACUGCUGAACGAGCUAAGCGCCGUCGCAAACCACUGCUUCUGCCAACCUACCGCUGUGUACCAUGGACAGAAAGUGAGCUGAAGACAGUCCUACUUGAUCCCCGGCAGUCCUCGGUGGUCCAAGCCCAAGCAUUACGUAGCUGCAGUAAUUGGUCACUCGGUGUUCCAGCUGGAAACACGCGAAGAGGCACUCGAAAUGAGUUUCGGCAGUUUAUCAAAGGUGCACCCAGUACGGGCUCAGAGUCCUCUCAUGCAACCAGGGUCACUGAAAUUGGUUUGGAAUCCUCCAUAAUCUCCGCCUACGUGGAAUGCAUUCUAGAAGCGAAACGGUUUAUAUACAUUGAAAACCAGUUUUUUAUCAGUUUCCUUACGAUACCGGAAGAUAUCUUGGACGGAAGCAUAUCACGGCCUCAUUCAACUCAAAGUGUGGUAUCCAUCGGAGACUAUGAUCCAUAUCACCUCCUGCCUCCCGGAUGUGAGACAACCGUGAAGAAUCGCUUGGUCGAUGCGUUGUAUCUUCGAAUAUUAAGGGCACAUCGAGAAAACACGCCCUUCCGGGUCUUCAUUCUGCUCCCGCUGAUCCCAGGUUUUACCGGAACCUACGGUGAUCCAAAAUCGUACAGCCAACACAAAAUUCUCUACUACCUUCGACUCAGUCUCUUUGUGGGUGAUACUGCACUUCUACCCAGACUGCGUAAAAGUGAGAUAGAUCCGGAUAACUACGUUUCUAUUUGUGGGUUGCGUACGUAUGACGAGUGGCCCGGAGGAGAGUUGAAAUCGGAGAUCAUUUACAUUCACAGCAAAUUCAUGGUGGUUGAUGACUGCAAAAUGAUCAUCGGUUCUGCAAACAUCAACGAUCGCAGUUUGCGUGGCAAACGAGAUAGCGAACUGGCAGUACUUAUUGAGAAGAAUCCAGCUGGCCAGCAUUCCCCCGUGGAAGUCUGUCCUUUUAUCCGUCGUGUACGACGCAGUCUGAUGGCCGAACAUUUGGGCGUCUUGCCUACGCUACAACGCGGCUUUCAGGGCGAAUGGCCAGAUGAACUGCUGGAUGACCCUGUGUGUGACGAAUUUUUCAACACGAUUUGGAAGGCGACAGCCGAUAAAAAUGCAGAGAUAUUCGAACAGGUUUUCAAUGCGAUUCCUGCAAACCGACUGAAAUGUUUCAGUGAUUGUCGAGUACAUCGGGACCAACUGCCGCUCUCCAUAACAGAUCCGGAUAGAGCUAAAGCAAUGGUUAAACAAAUCAGAGCAGCGGUGGAAAAUGUUGCUCCUGCGAUUAUCUGGACCUAGAAUAUGUCCUUGCCCUGCUGACUCAUUUCCCAUCUGCAAGAGCCUUCAUCUUCAUUACCGUCCUACUUUUCUCUAUCUGUCAACCGUUUUUGGGUGAUAGACGUCAUUUGAGAAUUGUCUGUAUCGCUCUAUUUGAAACAUUUAUUGAAUCGGAACAGGCUAAACUCUGUGCUGUUGUACAAAACAUUGAACCUGUCCGUACGUGUGUUGUUAUGAAUCUAUCUUUUCCGACUUUUCCAGUGAUUCUGCUUUCUUGGUCGUGGUCCCCAAAUGCAGUGCCCUUCCUCCAGGAAAAACAAAAAAUGCGUGUCUG
This is a messenger RNA of Opisthorchis viverrini, 4036 nucleotides long. RefSeq lists its product as hypothetical. NCBI's taxonomy places the organism in Eukaryota, Metazoa, Platyhelminthes, Trematoda, Opisthorchiida, Opisthorchiidae. Bases 1 to 3723 code for a protein of 1240 amino acids. The record is from RefSeq and is a predicted model, not a curated record. Gene Ontology annotation, biological process: intracellular signal transduction; phosphatidic acid biosynthetic process; cell motility. Gene Ontology annotation, molecular function: D-type glycerophospholipase activity; phosphatidylinositol binding. The transcript has 20 exons.